Molecule: messenger RNA, 1603 nt
Organism: Hyaena hyaena (striped hyena)
Lineage: Eukaryota; Metazoa; Chordata; Mammalia; Carnivora; Hyaenidae
Product: cytochrome P450 4A11-like
Exons: 12
Coding region: 1-1533 (510 amino acids)
Molecular function (GO): iron ion binding; oxidoreductase activity, acting on paired donors, with incorporation or reduction of molecular oxygen; heme binding
Source: RefSeq, a predicted model, not a curated record
AUGAGUGUCUCUAUGCUGAGUCUCAUCGGAACCCUGGGCAAUGUCUCAGGGUUCCUGCAAGUGGCCUCUCUGCUAGGCUUGACCCUGCUGUUGCUCAAGGCAGCACAGCUCUACCUGCGCAGGCAGCGGCUGCUCAAAGCUGUCCAGCACUUCCCGUCCCCUCCUUCCCACUGGCUCUUCGGGCACAUCAAAGAGCUCCAAAAAGAAGACGAUCUGCAAUGCCUACGGAAAUGGGUAGAGAAAUUCCCAUGUGCCUGUCCUCGCUGGAUAUGGGGAACAGAGGUGGAGCUCGUGGUCUAUGACCCUGACUACAUGAAACUGAUCCUGGGACGAUCUGACCCAAAGUCUCAUGACUCCUACAGAUUCCUGGCUCCCUGGAUAGGGUACGGUUUGCUCCUGUUGAAUGGACAGACGUGGUUCCAGCACCGGCGGAUGCUGACUCCAGCCUUCCACUAUGACAUCCUGAAGCACUACGUGGGGCUCAUGGCUGACUCUGUCCACCUGAUGCUGGACAAAUGGGAGAACCUCAUCAGAGAGAACAAAUAUCUGGAGCUUUUUGAGCAUGUGUCCUUGAUGACCUUGGACACCAUUAUGAAGUGCGCCUUCAGCUACCCCAGCAGCCACCAAGUAGACAGGAUCUCCCAGUCCUACAUCCAGGCCAUUCAAGACCUGAGCAACCUGUUUUUUUCCCGGGUGAGGAAUGCUUUCUACCAGAAUGACAUCAUCUACAGGCUGACCCCUGAGGGGCGCCAGAACCACCGGGCCUGCCAGCUUGCUCAUCAACACUCAGACCGAGUGAUCAAGCUGAGGAAGGCUCAGCUGCAGGAAGAGGGAGAACUGGAGAAGGUCAGGAGCAAGAGGCACUUGGACUUCCUGGACAUCCUCCUCUUCGCCAAAAUGGAGGAUGGCAGUAGCUUGUCUGACGAGGACCUCCGUGCCGAAGUGGACACGUUCAUGUUUGAGGGCCAUGACACCACAGCCAGCGGCAUCUCCUGGAUCCUCUAUGCCCUGGCCACACACCCUGAGCAUCAGCAAAGGUGUCGGCAGGAGGUCCAGAGCCUCCUGGGGGAUGGCACCUCCAUCACCUGGGACCACCUAGACCAGAUGCCCUACACCACCAUGUGCAUCAAGGAAGCAUUGCGACUCUAUCCACCAGUUCCAGGCAUUGCCAGAGAACUCAGCAAGCCCAUCACCUUCCCUGAUGGACGCUCCUUACCCAAAGGAUUCGUACUCACGCUCUCCUUUUAUUGCCUUCACCACAACCCGAAGGUGUGGCCAAACCCAGAGGUAUUUGAUCCUUUACGGUUUGCACCAGGUUCUGCUCGACACAGCCAUGCUUUCCUGCCCUUCUCAGGAGGGUCAAGGAACUGCAUUGGGAAGCAGUUUGCCAUGAACGAGAUGAAGGUGGUGGUGGCCCUGACCCUGCUCCGCUUUGAGCUGGUACCAGAUCCUUCCAGGGUCCCUGUUCCCCACCCAAGGAUUGUGUUGAGGUCCAAGAAUGGGAUCCACUUGCAUCUCAAGAAGCUCCUCUAACCCCAGUGCAGACAAGAAUGAGCCACAAAGGCCUCCUGCCAGCCUCCCUGACCCCUUCCUCUUGCCCAUC